CAGAUUUUUGAAACGAAAUAUUUAGUACAUGUUGCGUGUUGCUCAGUAACCUAUACUUAGGAUCACGAAUUCUAUCUUCUGCUAAUGACCCGCAUUCUCCAGAAUCGUCCUCAUAGAAGGCAGUAAUGAAUUUAUUUAAAGUUAUUAUUUGCUUCAUGAAAAUAGCAAGUUUGGGAAAUGCUUGUCUUGAGUUUAAGUUCUCCCGAGAAAUAUCAGCCUCUGAUUCUAUUCAGGUGAUAUCUAACUAUACAGGAUCUUCUAAAGAAGAACUAUUUGGUUUGUGCGCUCCAAGAUGUUUAUCGGAUAUGGCUUGUAACGCUUUUGACAUCUGCAUUGAAAAGUUACAGUGUAGAACAAUCAGGGGAUGGACUCCAUUUCUUACUGGGGAUGUUUCUGCAGGUCUGUGUCGACGAUAUCAAAUUGAAUGUGACGAUGGGUAUUUCUAUGACAGAGAGAAUAAGACGUGUAGAAAACACGAGUAUUGCGAUUUCGAAGGUGACCCAGAAUCCUCCUGCUUUCUUUCGGAAUCUACCGCUGAUGAAUUUGACUGGACAUGUCACACGGGUCCGACGAAGUCGGUUGGCACAGGUCCUACGUCAGCUGCCAGUGGACAAUACUAUAAGUACAUUGAAACAUCAAAAAUUGGUCAACACGAAAGAGCGCUACUAGAAACCACCAAGACAUUUCAAGAUAAAACCUACUGUCUGACUAUGUACUACCAUAUGUAUGGAGCUACAACAGAAAGUCUCUUGAUACAAACAAAGAAAGUGAAUGAUGCUCACAUCACGCGCUGGCAGAAGUCUGGUAACCAAGGCAAUAUCUGGUACCAGUUAUCGGGAGUCAACCUCACUCUAGACUCUCAGACUAAGAUAUUAAUUGAGGCAACAAAGGGAUCAUCAUAUACUGGAGACAUCGCCAUUGAUCAUGUGAAGCUUUGGCCGUUUGCUUGUCCGUGAUCUUAACAUUCUUGAUGUCAUCAUACAAUUUGUCUUGGGACUUUCUGUAUUUAUACACCUCAUUAUUUAUGUUAAAGAUGUUGUGUCGUCAGUAAACGGUGCAUUCCAUACUUUGCAAGUUAACAGAAAUACUUUAAAGAAAAUUCUGAGAAGAAAGCAUCGAUGAAGAGACAAUGAAAAAAUGUUACCUUUUCAUUAUGAAAAAUAAUCAGCUUGAUUUAAGUUUUCUAUAACAAAUACCUUGAUAUGUUGUUAAUGAUGAAUUUUAUAUAUUUGCUGAUUAUAAAUUUUAUAUUUCAUUGCCACUUACAUAUAUAAAGAAUCAUAAUUCUCAACUGCAACAGACUUCUGAGUUAAAGUUUGUUUUCUUUCGUCUUGUCAUAUCGAUGUUCAUGACAUUAUGCUUUACAUGUCCCCAAGGGUUCAGAAUUGCUUUAAUAAAUCGUAUUUUCAUUCUUGUACAGUUUGUUAAUGAAUUACAAUGAGUGAUAUCCAGAAGCUUUUGAAAUUGGUUUAUUCUGUAAAUAGAUCCAAUCUUCUUCACUACCUGCAAAUUUGAUUUAUCUUAGUAUCAUUUUAGAAUCUUAUGUUAUGAGACGUACUUGAGGAUGAAUUAAAGCUUUUACUGUAACAGUUAUACAAAUUUGUUGUUCAAUGUAUCUUUGAUGUUAUGAGACGUACUUGAGGAUGAAUUAAAGCUUACUGUAACACUGUUAUACAAAUUGGUUGUUCAAUGUAUCUUUGAUGUUAUGAGAUGUACUUGAGGAUGAAUUAAAUCUUUUACUGUAACACUGUUAUACAAAUUUGUUGUUCAAUGUAUCUUUGAUGUUAUGAGAUGUACUUGAGGAUGAAUUAAAUCUUUUACUGUAACACUGUUAUACAAAUUUGUUGUUCAAUGUAUCUUUGAUGUUAUGAGAUGUACUUGAGGAUGAAUUAAAUCUUUUACUGUAACACUGUUAUACAAAUUUGUUGUUCAAUGUAUCUUUGAUGUUAUGAGACGUACUUGAGGAUGAAUUAAAGCUUUUACUGUAACACUGUUAUACACAUUUGUUCUUCAAUGUAUCUUUGAAACCCAGAGUAUAAACAUACACUGUAUCCCCCUCAAAUAAAAUGU
Ostrea edulis (European flat oyster) is the source of this 2070-nucleotide messenger RNA. RefSeq names its product MAM domain-containing glycosylphosphatidylinositol anchor protein 1-like. The coding region runs from base 126 to 956 and encodes 276 amino acids. The record is from RefSeq and is a predicted model, not a curated record. Lineage: Eukaryota; Metazoa; Mollusca; Bivalvia; Ostreida; Ostreidae. Gene Ontology annotation, cellular component: membrane. The transcript has 6 exons.